UCCAAUGAACGUUUAGCUUCACGGUGACAGGGCUUGCUUUAGUUGAUGGUCUUUGCUACUAUGGUGCCAACAUAAGUAAUGAUAUCUACGAUAACCUGGACAUUUUCUUUAAGAAAACAGUUAUGUGUCUUAGUAAAAUUAAUAGCCUUCUAAAAAAUUGAACAGCUUCCAAGGAAAUAAUUAAGAAAAACUCCGUUAAGGAACUUUUGAAUCUAUCAACGGUUUUUAAUUCAUAAAAAACACAUCGUCUUCACUUCAGGGCAAUUAGUUAAAUUAAAUUAACUUGUAUCAAUUUUUGAAAGUGAAUUUAUCAAGAUGAAUCAAUCGGAAAUAAAUAAUGGCUGUUUGCCAUUGCUGUGUAAUAGUACAGAAAACGGGACUAAUCCGGCAAUAAACAAGAUUACAACCGUUGAAAUUGUGUCUCUCUCCACUUUGUUCAUUAUAAUUGGCGCCAUUGGUAUCAUUGGUAACGUUGCCGUUAUUUAUGCCGUGUUCAGUGACGUUAAGAUGCGAAUGUCAAUGACCAACAUUCUGAUAGUGAACCUUGCCUUCUCAGAUCUGUUCAUACUGGUGUUUGGAGUACCGGAAAUUGUGCAAUUCAUGAUUAACAAGGGCUGGCUUUUAGGCAGCAUAGUAUGUCGUCUUGAACGUGCAAGCCUUGUGGCGUCGCUUUACGUAUCCGUCAUGACGUUAGUGGCGUUAUGUGUAGAAAGGUACAUCGCAAUCGUGUUUCCAAUCAAAGCUCAUAUCAUGUGCACUCGGCGUCGAACGGCAGUUGUCGUGGUGAUAAUUUGGAUAACCUCUGUUAUUCUGGCUCUACCUACAUUGCUGUUUAAUGUCGUCAUUGGAUUUGGAGAAACGCAGGGUCCCGUCAGUAUAAAAUUCUGUGUCCUAGUGUUUCCCAACGACCAUUUCAAGAAAAUGUACAUUGCUUUCAAGUACACGGAAUCUAUACUAUUUUACUUCAUACCUCUUGUUGUUCAGAUUGUGUGUUACAUUAUUAUUGGCAAACACUUGUUCGUAGGUAUUAAAGAACUUCACGGGCAGAACUUGCGCCAAAGCCCUGGAAACACGCAUUCUGUCAAGUGCUCCGACACGGUUACAGCCCGCAGGGGUGUGAUCAAGAUGCUGAUUGUCAGCGUCGUGCUGUACUUUGUCAGCUAUUCUCCACAUCAAGUUUUGUUAUUUUACAACACUUUUUCACAACAACCUUUCCACCAAACGUGGGGAUUUCUUGUAGGCGUUACAGUACUAGCAUACCUAAACUCGGCGGGGAACCCUAUAAUUUACUGCCUGUUCAGUGAGCGCUAUCGUCGAAAGUUCAAGGCAAUAUUUAUCUGUGGCAAGACAGAAUUGACGGCCAAUGACACAAUGUUGAUGCAAUCAAGCGGUCAACCAACGGAAUACACUUUAUUAUACAGGAAAUCGACAAAACGAUUCAACAACACAUUGAAGUGAAACGUAGUUAUAAUUCAGUUGAAUAGCGUCUUUAUACGACAAAACAGAUGUUUGAACCAUUGACAUAAAUUAUUUGACGACCAGUGCAUAUGUUGUUUGCAAUUAUAUAAAACGAAAAAAAAAGUUUUUGUAGAGUUUAUUUAAAUUGUUUUAUUUGCCAGAAAAUAUAUUGUUUUGAAGGUUUUUGCCAUUUUUGAAUUCAUGUAGACUUAGGCAUGUUAUUAUACCAGAACAUUGCAAUUUGUCUGCUCAAAACAUACAAACAAAUUUGCCGACACAGUGUCCCAAAUUUCCGGGAAGAUCAUUUGUUCAUUGCAUCAUCAAACCUUCUCAAUAGAUCAUAUUUCUGCCGCAUUUGCGUAAAUGACGGUCAUUUAUAAUUGUUCAGAUUUUCAAUUCUAAUUGCC
Mya arenaria is the source of this 1865-nucleotide messenger RNA. RefSeq names its product neuropeptide receptor 15-like. The record is from RefSeq and is a predicted model, not a curated record. NCBI's taxonomy places the organism in Eukaryota, Metazoa, Mollusca, Bivalvia, Myida, Myidae. Gene Ontology annotation, biological process: G protein-coupled receptor signaling pathway. Gene Ontology annotation, cellular component: plasma membrane. The coding region runs from base 316 to 1458 and encodes 380 amino acids. The transcript is spliced from 2 exons. Gene Ontology annotation, molecular function: G protein-coupled receptor activity.